Coregonus clupeaformis (lake whitefish) is the source of this 2298-nucleotide messenger RNA. RefSeq lists its product as uncharacterized. The record is from RefSeq and is a predicted model, not a curated record. Gene Ontology annotation, molecular function: long-chain fatty acid-CoA ligase activity; long-chain fatty acid transmembrane transporter activity. The coding region runs from base 181 to 2097 and encodes 638 amino acids. The transcript has 10 exons. Lineage: Eukaryota; Metazoa; Chordata; Actinopteri; Salmoniformes; Salmonidae.
UGUUUAGUCGAUUUGAGGCAUUCCACAUUUGAAAAGAAAUUCGCCUGCGACGGUAAUAACUGUUUGCGGCGCGCUACACUUUUGUUUUGAUCCGAUUGUUAUCCUAUUUUUUUUAUCCACAGAGAAUAAACGAAUCUACAAUUCACCCAGAAGCAUAGGAGCUCGACGUUGUGCUCAACAAUGUACUUGGUUUCUAUCCUUUUCGCCAGUCUGGCCGUCACACCGCUAGUUCUUAAAACUUUCUUUCCUUACUUCUGGAAAGAUGCCUUCUACCUCGCGGACUUGGUUCGGAUUUUGCUGAAGUUUGUUUUACGGAGGAGAAGGAAACCGUUAUUUUUGGUUUUGGACCGUUUUUUGGAGCAGUCCGCCGCUCAUGCGGACAGACCGUUCAUCGUGUUUGAAAAUAAAACCUAUUCGUAUCAGGACACGGACAGAAGAAGCAACAAAAUAGCCAACGCUUUACAGAGGCACUCGGAGCUGCGACCGGGGGAUACCGUGGCUCUUUUUAUGGGAAACGAACCUGCCUUCAUCUUCACCUGGCUGGCCCUGGCCAAACUGGGAUGUCCCGUAGCGCUUCUCAACCAUAACAUCAGAUCUAGAUCUCUGCUGCACUGCUUCAACUGUUGCAGCGCCAAGCUGCUCAUAGCAGCCGCGGAGCUGCAGGAAGCGGUGGAGGAGGUGCUUCCAUCACUGAGGGAGCAGGGUGUGUGUGUGUACCUGAUGACUAAACAGUGUGACACACCUGGCAUGGAGGGCUUCUCUGACCAGGUGGAGGAAGCAUCGGACACACCUCUCCCUCAGUCCCUCCGCUCGGACAUCACCUUCAAAAGCCCUGCUGUCUACAUCUACACCUCUGGGACCACAGGUCUGCCUAAAGCAGCGGUGGUUAAUCAGAACCGUCUUCUGGCUGCCCUGGCCGUGCUGGACUCCACCGGUGUCACGCCUGGUGAUGUCAUCUACCUCAACCUGCCCCUCUACCACACCGCCGGCUUCAUCAUCGGCUUCAUAGGAUCCAUCGAGACAGGCUCGACCAUCAUUCUGAGGAGGAAGUUCUCGGCCUCUCAGUUCUGGGAUGAGUGCAGGAAGUACAACGUUACCGUGGUCCAGUACAUAGGAGAGGUGUUACGCUACCUCUGCAACACACCCAAGAGAGACAACGACAGAGAGCACAAAGUCAGGCUGGCCAUUGGUAACGGUGUGAGAGCAGAGAUAUGGAAGGAGUUCCUCAACCGCUUUGGGAACAUGGACGUGAGGGAGUUUUAUGCUUCAACUGAGGGCAACGUGGGAUUCGUCAACUACACCGGGAAGAUAGGAGCUAUCGGACGAGUCAACUACCUACACCGGAAGCUGUUUCCUUAUGCUCUGAUUAAAUACGACACAGAGAGAGAUGAACCAAUCAGAGACUCUACCGGACUGUGUGUAGAAGCUCCUAAAGGUGAGACAGGACUGUUGGUGUCGAAGAUCACAGACAUCGCUCCUUUUGUUGGAUAUGCUAAGAACAGCCAGCAGACAGAGAAGAAGAGACUGAGAGACGUGUUUCAGAAAGGAGAUCUGUACUUUAACAGUGGAGACCUGCUGAAGAUAGACCAGGACAACUUUAUUUACUUUCAGGAUCGAGUCGGAGAUACAUUCAGGUGGAAGGGAGAGAACAUAUUCUAUUAUAUUGACUGGAGUUGUAUUGACCCCUACAGGUGGAAGGGAGAGAACGUGGCCACAACUGAAGUAGCUGACAUCCUCACCCUGAUAGACUUUGUCCAAGAGGCGAAUGUCUACGGCGUCCAAGUACCAGGCCACGAGGGGAGGAUUGGAAUGGCUGCCGUCACGGUGAAGGAGGGAGAACAGUUUGAUGGCAACAAAACGUUCAGCCAUGUAGCCAGCUACUUACCGGCGUAUGCACGGCCACGCUUCAUACGCAUUCAGAAUGCGGUGGAGGUGACGGGGACCUUCAAGCAGAUGAAGGUGAGGUUGGUGGAGGAAGGUUUUGACCCGGCCUGCAUCCCAGACCCUCUGUACAUCCUCCAGGAGAGAAAGCAGAGCUACACACCAAUGUCUGGCCAGGUCUAUAGCUCCAUAGUGUCCGGCAACAUCAAGCUGUGAACACAUCUGAGCUUCAACUACUCUUGGGUCCUGUUCAUUAGGGCAUAAAAUGGAAAACGUUUCAAAAAAACGUUUCGCAACGGAAAACAAAAAUGAGCAUUACUUAGUCCCUACCUGUUUUAGUCCACGCCAGCCCAGGACCUCCACAUCCGGCUUCUUCACCUGCGGGAUCGUCUGAGACCAGCCACCCGGACAGCUGAU